AUGCCACAUUCUGAUUGGUCGAAACAAUUUUCGCUAGAGGGAGUGUGUGGAUAUGCACUCUUAGUGUCAUUCUGUAUCAGAACGAUGAACAGUGCAGUCGCAGAUUUACUGAGCUCACUUAUGACAGAGAGCCGUCGACAAGCAAUGGAAACGUUUGUCUUAUACAAGCGAAGAGGCAUAGUGAGAAGAGCUCAAAACUUAAUCGAAAACAUAGAUAACGUGGUAACUUGUAUCAACUUGGAUCAUGGACGAUACCCUGCCUUAUUCAAGAGUAGCAUGUCGGCACUAUCGAAACUUAACUUGUGGGAAAACGAAAUCAGAGAGGCGGCGAACGAAACAGAUAUGUCAGACGUAAUAGCUGCUGCGAGAUUUCUCCUGGAGAAUCAAGGCUUGUUGACGAAUGAACUUGACAAUAUGGACAAAGCGAAGAAACAGAUCACACUAACAGACACCAUUGUCAUAAGCGAUGAAGACAAUGACGAGUUGCCAGACAUCAUCAGUCCGACCAUGAAUACGAAAUCAAAAAGUCCGAUACACAAGCUAAAACCUUAUACGAGGCCCUCAUCAACGGUUACCAGCAGUACGUUGACCGAAACGGCUUGGGAAAAGAGGGAAAAUGAGCUACUGUUGGCUCAUCAGAGAGAACUGUCCGAAGCCAAGCAAGAGGCAAGGGACGAACUGAUGCUUUGCAUCAUAUGCUUGUCCGCACAGAAAGAUCAUACACUGGUGCCUUGCGGUCACACAUUUUGUGAAUAUUGCGUCGGUCAGAUAAAAGCAAAGGGCAAGUGCUGCUUUUGUAAUGCCAAAAUAAGAUCGAGCGUAAAAGUGAGACUAACCGAUUGA
Messenger RNA from Mercenaria mercenaria, 843 nucleotides. RefSeq lists its product as uncharacterized. The transcript has 2 exons. The coding region runs from base 1 to 843 and encodes 280 amino acids. The record is from RefSeq and is a predicted model, not a curated record. Lineage: Eukaryota; Metazoa; Mollusca; Bivalvia; Venerida; Veneridae.